Molecule: messenger RNA, 1267 nt
Organism: Didymella exigua CBS 183.55
Lineage: Eukaryota; Fungi; Ascomycota; Dothideomycetes; Pleosporales; Didymellaceae
Exons: 1
Coding region: 396-1163 (255 amino acids)
Cellular component (GO): cytoplasm
Source: RefSeq, a predicted model, not a curated record
UUGGAACUUGGCGUCAUGAUACCCGUCACCAUCGUUACUGGCUUCUUGGGGUCGGGAAAGACCAGUAAGUGCUGAAAUGCCUCAGCAAAUGUUGGUGCACUGUCAAUCUUCACCAGGAAGGCUGACGUGUCGCAGCCCUAAUUUUGAACCUGAUACAACAAUUACCCAAAAACUACAAACUCGCGCUCCUCAAGAAUGAAUACGGUGAUGUCGCUGUCGACUCACAACUCGCUUCUUCGCAAGCCAUCUCUGGCGUCCAAGAGCUGCUCAAUGGCUGCAUAUGCUGCAACCUUGUAGGCCAGCUCUCCGACGCCCUCGAAACGCUCUCCACCGACAUCAACCCCGAUCGCAUCGUGAUCGAAACCUCCGGGUCCGCAUUCCCCGCCACGCUCGCAAUGGAAGUCAACCGCCUCAGCCGGGAGACGAGCAAAUAUGUCCUUGACGGCGUGAUGAGCGUUAUCGAUGUCGAGAACUGGCAGGGCUACGAGGAUACGAGCUAUACCGCGAAGAUACAAGCACGCUACACAGACCUCAUCGUGCUGAACAAAUGGGAGCUGGUCGAUGAACGCAGGCUGGAGGACGUCGAAGAUAGAAUAUUGGAUCUCGACGUGGAUCCCCCGAUUCCACGGCAGAAGAGUAGCAAGGGCUGGGUUGACAAGAACAUUGUCUUUGGGCUGGAUGCGAAGCUCGCGAAAGCAGUGGAGCAGCCUAGCGAGAAUGGAUACGCGCAUGACCAUGACCAUGAUCACUCGAGUGAGGUUGAGGUCCUCAGCAUUACGUUGGCAAGCAAAGAUGGCAGUGGCAGCGUCGAUACAGAGAAGCUUGCAAAACUGCUCGAGGACCCUACGAAAGACGAGGUCUACCGUAUCAAAGGCGUGUUGUACGCGUCUACGCCGCCGCAAUCUUCGGACAAGGAUAUCAGCACAUCGGCACCAGCGAGUGGAAGAGGGCGUUACAUCCUGAACUGGGCGUUCGGACGGUGGACUUUCACGCAUGUGCCUGAGGCAUCACCUGCGGCCGGGCAUAGUGAGCCUGAGCUGCGCUUGACUGUUGUAACGGCGAGGUACGAGUCGAACAAGUGGAAGAAGCAGAUUGAGUCCAGCGGGCUCAUUGCUCUGCAAGAUGGUGUGGAGGGGGAGUUGACGGUGGAGAAGAAGGCAUAGAAAGAUACCCAAUGUUCGGAAAUGAUGGACUUUGCAAACAUGUCUUGGUGGCGUGUAUCAGAAACUGUUCACAAAAAUGGUGUGCAUGUGAUGUAUUCUCUGAC